CUCCAUGUUUUGGGGAAGUCACAUUUUGACAGCGGAAGACACCGAAUAACCACAGUGAUACUUGACAGAUACGCACCGUUUUACGAGUCUCUCCACCAUCAGAAAUUGGCUCCCACGCGCAGACGAAGGCGACAUUUAUUCGUGCACGGUACAACACUGUGUCAUAGAGUUCUAUAGCAUUGGCAACAUUCAUCGAGGAGGAUGCGCUGGUUACAAGUUCACUAUUUCUCUUUGAGACUGCCUCGGCUUUGUUACAAAACAACUCGGCUACUAGUGGAUUAGAACUAGUUGGAAUCCCCGAUGAGAACUUUGUCUACAUCGAGAUGUCGUCGUUCGUGAGCCAGCAUCACAUGGAUUGUCUCGCAUGAGCCACUGUGGGACUGGGCUCCAUCCUAUCGGAGAAUAAUGAGAAAGAUCAAAGUGGGACGACUUUUUCUGGCAACGUGCCUCGGAUCCUUUUUCUUUCUUAUAUUAUAUUUUCAGAACAGCUCUAGAUCUGUGGUUACUCUGGCUGGGCCGAGACGAAACUUCACUGGAAAGUCCCGGAGAAGCCCUUUGCAGACGCUCUAUGACAAUGACCAGCUGGAGCAGUCAGCGUUGCAGGCGUCCCUGCUGGGCCGGCGUCAGCUGCUCGAGGAGGUCUGCCGCUCGUACACCCGCAAGCGGCGCGUGCUGACGCCCGAGGACUUGCGCCACCUGGUGGUGGACGACGAGCACGGCCUGCUGUACUGCUACGUGCCCAAGGUGGCCUGCACCAACUGGAAGCGCGUGCUCAUGGUGCUGACAGGAAGGGGGCGCUACAGGGACCCCUUAGCUAUCCCGGCCAACGAGGCCCACGUGCCGGGGAACCUGCGCACGCUCUCCGAGUACUCCCCCGCCGAGAUCAACCGGCGUCUCCGGAGCUACCUGAAGUUCAUCUUCGUCCGCGAACCGUUCGAGCGGCUGGUGUCGGCCUACCGCAACAAGUUCACGCGCAAGUACAACACGGCCUUCCACCGGCGCUACGGCACCAAGAUCGUGGAGCGGCACCGCGUGAACCCCAAGGCCAGCUCGCUGGUGCGCGGCGACGACGUCACCUUCGAGGAGUUCGUCUACUACCUGGUGGACCCCAGGACGCAGCGCGAGGAGCCCUUCAACGAGCACUGGGAGCGGGUGCACUCGCUCUGCCACCCGUGCCUCAUCCACUACGACGUGGUGGGCAAGUACGAGACGCUGGCGCAGGACUCGCAGUACCUGCUGAAGCUGGCCGGGGUGGACUCCAUGGUGCGCUUCCCCACGUCGGCCAAGACCACACGCACCAACGGGGACAUGGCCGCUAAGUACUUUGAGAACAUAAGCCCCUUCUACAAGAAAAAACUCUUUAAUCUCUACAGGAUGGACUUCCUACUUUUUAACUAUUCCACACCAGCUUACUUGAAUUCGAGGUGAGGAUGAGGAUGGAUGUGAGGAUGGAUGGAUGGGUACAUUGACAGUGAAUGUCAGUAAUGUUUACUUCUUUCUUUGUGAAUGUUUGUUUUUUUUGUGCUUUUGUACUGAUUUUGAGGUCUCAGACGUGCCCUGAAUGCAAAGACUUUGGCAGGAAAUGGCGAAACAAAAGAGUUGCUCAAUGGAGCAUCUCUACUGUGAAAAACAACACAGCCGUUGUGAAAAAACAACCGUUGUGAGUACAUUGACUCCCGACUGUUGAGAUUGCAACAUGAGGCCUCACAAAACGGCGUCUCUUUUGUGGUGUCAAAGUGCCUUAUUAUGUGUCAGUUGAAUGUGGAGAAGGAAGACUCCUCUCUCUAAAAAAAAGGGAAAACGCAGUCACACAGCUUUCUUUCCAGCUUUGUUCCAUGCAUGUUGCAUAACUUCAUAUUUAUUCUGUCAAGCAUAUUUAUUGCUAAUUAAUGUGUGGAAAGAUUAAGUGAAGCCAUGCCAUGGCAUCUCAUAAUUCAGUUUUAAUGAAAGCAAUGUGGACCAGUAAGCAUUUCGAACAACAUUUUCUCCCUAAAAUGUACUCUGCUUUUCCUGUCGACUACUUGAAGAUAAAUAAAACACCAGCAAAAUUGCGAAGGAACUGGA
This is a messenger RNA of Engraulis encrasicolus (European anchovy), 2064 nucleotides long. Its product is annotated as carbohydrate sulfotransferase 11-like. The coding region runs from base 406 to 1428 and encodes 340 amino acids. NCBI's taxonomy places the organism in Eukaryota, Metazoa, Chordata, Actinopteri, Clupeiformes, Engraulidae. Gene Ontology annotation, biological process: proteoglycan biosynthetic process; carbohydrate biosynthetic process. Gene Ontology annotation, cellular component: membrane. The transcript has 3 exons. Gene Ontology annotation, molecular function: sulfotransferase activity. The record is from RefSeq and is a predicted model, not a curated record.